This is a messenger RNA of Nilaparvata lugens (brown planthopper), 1915 nucleotides long. RefSeq names its product tripartite motif-containing protein 45. Gene Ontology annotation, molecular function: ubiquitin-protein transferase activity; zinc ion binding; protein binding. Gene Ontology annotation, cellular component: chromatin; nucleoplasm. The transcript has 12 exons. Bases 52 to 1899 code for a protein of 615 amino acids. The record is from RefSeq and is a predicted model, not a curated record. Gene Ontology annotation, biological process: positive regulation of DNA-templated transcription. NCBI's taxonomy places the organism in Eukaryota, Metazoa, Arthropoda, Insecta, Hemiptera, Delphacidae.
GAGAUAUUACUCACUCACUCUUCAACCCUCCACAGAGCAUCAUUUCUGACAAUGAUGUUCCACAACUCGGAAAGCAGACAGUCUUUAGAUCAGCAGAGCUCUUCUCCCAAAAGACUUUCGGAAACCUCUCAGUCUAUCAUAUCACGGAAAUGCAGAACCCAACAGUCAUCAAACGACUCCAGUUUGAAAUGCAGCAUUUGCAAGCGCUUCAUUGUGGAGCCGAGGGUUUUGCCAUGUCUGCACACUUUCUGCACGCGAUGUCUUCUACCCUUGGCAAAACAAAUCUUGAGAGAGAACUCGCUAACCGAUCUGCAUUCAACAAGUUCAAGGAGUUCACACGGCCAUAAAAGUUGCAGUGAUCACAAAUCAGAUUGUGAUAAUCUGAGUGGCUCAAACAGCUCUGGAGCGUCCAGCUGUGAAAAUGAUAAAAAUUCCUUGUCCAGUGAACAGCAAGUCUCCAAAGCUGUGCAGGUUAUUGUGUGUCCCGAAUGUAACUCUGAGAAUGUGCUACCUGCUCUUGGAGUUUUGGAACUGCCUCUGCAUUAUCUCCUCAGAAGCAAGAUGAUAGUUGCUUUCCAACAGCCUGCAACCUGUGAUCUGUGCCCAGGUGAAGUAGUGGCUACCAGCAGAUGCGAGGACUGCCAGGUGACAUUGUGCACUUUCUGCAGUGAUGCUCAUCAGAGACAAAGAGAGAGUUUGCUCCACGAAGUCAUCUCACUUCAGGAUGCUGCAGAUGCUAAUGCUCUAAUUCCUAGACAGGCGUUCUGUAAAAUGCACACGAAACGAGAGCUGCGCCUGUUCUGCAUGGAGUGCAACAUGCUAGUGUGUCGCGACUGUUGCAUGGACGAGCAUCGCAGUCACGCGUGUGACACCGCUGCCAAAGCCGCGCGACAGUUCUCCAAUGCGCUCAGAGACGCCAUCAAGAAAGUCCAGGUGUUGGCCAAGGAGGCAUCGCUCAGCUUGUCUCGUCUGCAGAACUUAGAGCAUCGUAUACAGUUGAAGUGCAAUGAUGUAGAGAAGGAGAUUGAUAGAUUCACAGAAUCGUACAAGGAAGCUGUUGAGCAGCACAGACAGUUUCUGAGACGAGAAGUGGAUCAAGUUAGACAAAACAAAUUGGCGGCUCUGAAAUUGUGUCAUGAAAUUUUACAGACUCGAUCGAAUCAAACCAACCAGGUGGUCAUGUUCACUCAAGACAUACUCAAUGAAGGAUCUGAUAUUGAGUUACUGAGUGUCGUGAACCUGGUGUUGAACCGAUUGAAAUGGUGUGAAGACAUUCCUCCGAUAGCCGCAUCCAAGGUGUCCGAUUGCCUCUUGUUUUUGCCUGAGGAAAAGGCAGGUGUGGUGGACUCACAUCAGAUGUAUGGCGUUAUCACCACACAGUCUGUGUCACCCUAUCACUGUGUACUGCAAACAGAAGGUCUGUUGAAUUGUCGUCAGUAUAGGAAAGCUGAAUUUAUAUUGAAAACUAAUGACUGUGAUAAGCAACAGAUUUGUCACGGAGGAGAGAAAGUCAAUGCAGAGCUUCGGUCCCGAGAUUCUCAGAGGCAGAUUCCAGUAAAUGUGACAGACUGCGGUGAUGGAACCUACAUUCUGUCGUUUGUGCCAGACUCAGCUGGCAAUCUAACUUUGGCUGUAACCGUCAAGGACAAAAAUAUUCAGGGAAGCCCGUUCAACGUAUCAGUCCACACCCUUCGUCCCCACCCAGGAAUCUAUCACUGUUGCACAUUUUGUUCAACAAAUGGAAGUAAAAGUAUCACCUGUGCCUGUGGGGGCCAAAUGCCAGGCUACAGUGGCUGUGGACAUGGUCACUUAGGUCACCCUGGACAAAGGCAUUGGUCCUGCUGUGGAAACCUACUGCACAAUUCCGAGUGUACUCGAGACACUACUGUUUGUCAAUAAAAUAUUUUCACGCUUA